Molecule: messenger RNA, 552 nt
Organism: Thlaspi arvense
Lineage: Eukaryota; Viridiplantae; Streptophyta; Magnoliopsida; Brassicales; Brassicaceae
Source: the annotation of a GenBank genome assembly
GUUCCCGAAGAAGAAAAGUUUCCGGUGAGAUCAGAGACUGGUGGAUCUUACGGUGUUCAUCGACCGGUUUCUUAUCCGGAAGUUCACUUUCCGUCAACGGCGCCGCCGGAAAAGGCUGCCGGACUCCGACGUCCACCUACAGCUCCUUCAAAGACUUUUCCACUAGAUGACAAAUCGGGUGAUGAGAACGAGACGAUGGAGGAGAUGUGGAAAAGAGUCAAAGCCGAAAAAUUGCAACCAAAGAAAUCUAACACGCGGCGGCAAGGCCACGUCCUCUCAAGAAACGACUCAAAAAUGUCCACAUCGUCGUGUCCAUCUCCGUCGGGAUUGAGGAGGCCUUCUCCGUUGCCGGCGGCGGCUCCGGGAAUGAAGUUGAUGGAGAGAAUUCCGUCGUGGGUGAAACUCAAAAAAGAGAUAUCGAUGGGAAGAGACGAGCUCAAUUCACGAGUUGAAGCUUUCAUUAGAAAAUUCAACGAUGAAAUGAAAUUGCAAAGGCUCGAAUCUUUAAAACGUUACAAUCUUUUCCGUCGUCGGAGCGAUGAUGAAAAGUAA